Nannospalax galili (Upper Galilee mountains blind mole rat) is the source of this 4173-nucleotide messenger RNA. RefSeq names its product TSPY like 5 (gene Tspyl5). Gene Ontology annotation, biological process: nucleosome assembly. The transcript has a single exon. Lineage: Eukaryota; Metazoa; Chordata; Mammalia; Rodentia; Spalacidae. The record is from RefSeq and is a predicted model, not a curated record. Gene Ontology annotation, molecular function: chromatin binding; histone binding. Bases 74 to 1288 code for a protein of 404 amino acids. Gene Ontology annotation, cellular component: nucleus; chromatin.
UUGCCAUGGAGAGGCCGGCUGCGUGGAGACCGCGCGCUGACGCCAGGGCUUUGAAGCCGGGUCCUCAGCCACCAUGAGCGGCCGAAGUAGGGGUCGCAAGUCCUCCCGUGCCAAAGGCCGCAGCAAAGGCCGCGCCAGAGCCCGAGUCCGCGCGCCUCCCGAGGACUGCCUGCGCGACGCGAAGCCGCCCCGGGGCCCGUUUGGGGAGGACGCCGCGGCCGCGCAGGUGCAAGCCAGCCCCGAGCUGGGAGCCCCGGAGCCCGCCGCGCCGGGGGAGGACGCGGCCUGCCGCCUCCCGCUGGACUGCGGCCUCGCGCUCCGGGCUGCGGGGGACCGCGGGCUGGCCGCCGGCGGCCAGGGGAAGGCCACGUCCCUGGCGGAGCGCCUGGCCACCGACACCGUGUUCCUGGGAACCGUGGGCGCCUUGGCCAGGCUGCGAAGCGGCCCCCGCGUAGGGAAUCGGCGUGUCCCUGUUGGGAAGAAGGCCGCAGAUCCCCGCAGUGCCGCGGGGAGGGGACCUCAGGCCAUAAGUGGUGGGAAGGCAAAGAAAAGCUCUGCGGGGCCCUGUACUGCAGUCCCAGUGGGGGAGGAAAAGGCGGUGGAGAACCGUGCAGGGUCAGGGUCCCAGGCGACGGAGGGCAGCAUGGAUACUCUGGAGACCGUGCAGCUGAAGCUGGAGACUAUGAACGCGCAGGCCGACAGGGCCUAUCUCAGGCUCUCCCGCAAAUUUGGCCAGUUGCGACUUCACCACUUAGAGCGCAGGAACCUCCUCAUCCAGAGCAUCCCAGGCUUCUGGGGGCAAGCUUUUCAGAACCACCCCCAGCUAUCAUCCUUUCUGAACAACAAAGAUAAGGAGGUACUGAGCUACUUGAGCAGAUUGGAGGUGGAAGAGCUUGGCCUCGCCAGAUUGGGCUACAAAAUCAAGUUCUACUUUGGCCGAAACCCCUAUUUCCAAAAUAAGGUGCUCAUCAAGGAAUACGGGUGUGGCCCUUCCGGUCAAGUGGUGUGUCGCUCUGUUCCAAUCCAGUGGCUCCCAGGUCAUGAUCUGCAGUCCCUAAGCCAGGGAAACCCAGAAAACAACGGUAGCUUCUUUGGGUGGUUUUCAAACCACAGCUCUAUCGAAUCUGACAAGAUUGUUGAAAUAAUCAACGAAGACCUGUGGCCCAAUCCCCUGCAGUACUAUCUUAUCAGUGAAGCGGCCCGAGGGGAGAAAGGAAAGGAGGGAAGACCAGGUUCUGCAAAGCAGCCAGUGCAGACCCCUGAGCCGGGGGUGAAACAGUCCAAAUGAUCCUGUACAAGUCUCUCUACUACCUCCUGCUGGACCUGUUAGGCUGACCACGUGGGUUUGGCUGGCUGCCUUGUGUUCGUGUUCUAAGUGUACUGUAGCCACUUUGGACUUCAGCUGCAAGAACAUGGCGUUUGUGAUCAUGUUCUUUGCUUCUCCAUGGCCUUCUUAUUUUUUUCACAAUAGUGUCACAUGUUAUGUGAUGUCACCCUUACUGUUGGUAUGUUGGUAUGUUAAGAUGUGUGCUGUUUGGCUCUUCAUUGCCCGUUCCCUGUUCUUAGCUCUGGCCCUUUCCAUCUAUCUUUAACAUGGAGUCACCGUCUAGAUGGAUACUCAAGCUGUAAUACUUCAUGGUCAGUCACCUACUGAGCUUUGCAUUCCUUCUAGCCGUGCAUGUCACCAGUGGCAAGUUGUUCUGUUGCCACCACAAAAUGAAGCCAGUGCACAUGGCAUUGACCAUCAGCCAGCAUUGCUAUUUUGUGGGCCUGGGGACACCAGCCAAUGCUCUGCCUACUUAAUUUCCAGCUUCAGCCUAGAGUCCGGCAGACUACUGGAUGUAGAUGAGAUCAAAGGCAAAGAGCAGUAUGCCACAAAUUCUUCAUGUGUCUCUUCUUGCCUCUGGGUUAGUCUCCUGGUGAACUUUCAUCAAAGUCUGGCCAUGUGUGGUUGUUAUCAGUCCACUGAGUUUUGCCUAGGUUGCUAUUGGCUCCAGUUGUCCUGUUAAGCAAGGACCUCAAGAACCACCUAUGAAUCCAGGGCAUGAGCCUCAAACCUACCCUCCCCUGACUUUCAGGAACCCCUCAGGCUGUCAGAAAGAUGGACAGCCUGGUAUGUGUGGACACAUGUUCGUUGCUAUCAUGCUGUGAGUUCAGAUGAGGUUAGGGGCUUGGGGCCGCACCUUUGUCAGUUAGGUGUAUGUCAACUUCCCUAUUCUCUGCUAAGAUUUGACAAGAGUGCCUUAGUGGAAAUGCUGAGGAAGAGACGUUUUUCAUUCGUGGGCCUCUACUUUACUUCAUCUCGUUCCUCCAUACUACCCAAUCUACUUCCCUAGUUACCGCCCUCCUGACCUUUCCCUUCUCCCUUUUCUGCCACAUUCUCCCCUGCUCCUUCAAGUUCCUUUUCCUCUCUUUUUAAAAAUGUGUGUGUUUAAAUAGCAACAAAUCAGCAUCUGCAUACAGGUGGGGGCUUGCCCUGCUCAUUCACAUAGUAGGUUGAGAUAGGAUAGAGGAAAUUAGAAGGCUGGAGAGUUUGUGGUCAGACUUUGGUCCUGACUCUUGGGCUCAUUCUGUAGUUCUAAAGUUGUAUGUAUCUGCUUGGAACCCUAUGGCAGCAGUGUUAUGGACUAGUGUCUACCUUUUUUUUUUUUUUUGUCUUUUGUGUGUGCCUUUUAAGACCCAGUGGCUCCUGUUCCCUCCUCUGGUAGCCCAUGCCACAUGGAUCCCCAGCCCUAGCUUUUUUACUCAGCAGUCCUUUGUUGUCUUUGCUUCUGUGCCUAAUAGCUGAAGUAUGGAGGGAUCCCAGGUUGUUACUAGGGCGUGGGGAUGGGCACAGGCAGAGUCUGUUCUAGAUCUUCACGUUAUUUUCUGGUGAGUAUGCAAGCUGAGCUGGGCUCUUACUGCCCAGGCUUGCCUGUGUCCUCCCUUUCUUCGGAAAGUAGGACUCUCUAAACUUGCCCGUCUCUUAAACUCCCUUCCCAUACAAAAGGCGUAGCAUUCUAAGUUCUGUGAGGGAGUCUUUGACUCACAGUGUUAGUGAGGUGAUGCUAGGCAGGGGAAUCAGAGCCACAGCAUGGAACAGGUAUGAGCCUGGUAUCGAGUGGGCCAGGAAAAGCUCAGAAAUGGCUUGAGAAGCUGCAGAGAGAGGGCCCUGUCUCAGCAAUGGAAGUGGCAGGAAGGACCUUCCUCAGGACUGGAAAGGGAGAUUAAUGGAUUUCUGGUAAAGAAGAUGGUUAGGCAAGGAUGGAUCCAGAGUUUUGGCCAAUCCUUAUCUCAUCAUUAGUGGAUUUGUUUAACCACAGACACUAACCAAAAGCAAUAUUACUAUGUUGAAUGCUUUGUUAUUCUAGUGCAGCUUUGAGUAAUGUGGAAAAUCAUGCUGUGUGCUGUGUAUUUGGCCUCUAAGUAAAACUUCACUCUCCUCUUUGUUGCCUAAUGAGAAUAGAGCUGUAUAAGUUUGCUCUUUAACAAUACUGUUUUGUUCUUUAUUACGGACAUUUCCAGAAACAAGUGGAGACAAUGGUCCCCGGACCCUGUAUGCCCUCCAACUAGCUGCAUCAGUUAUCAGUUUGGAGCAACCUAAUUUCAUCUGUAGCGCUCUUUUGACCAACUGUUUAAAGUUCAAGGCACUACGCCAGUGCAACAAGGGCUGCUUUGAGAGAUUGGGCCUCUGGUGCUGAUAGUUGUGGUGUGCACUAUCGUUAUCACAUUGUCUGCUUUUUGCUGUUUGUGUUAAUGAUCUUCCAGAAAUGGGUCUCAGAAAUGAAUCUUCAGACUUAAUAAAAUUCAGAGAUGAGAGGGAAUAUUUCAUCUCUCCCACAUCCACAAAAGAGACCAUUCUGUUGUAAAACUUUGAAAGACCCUGAUGUAAGGUACCUUUCCCAUCUUAACAGGUUUCUCCUGUGCUCAUGGAGACAUGAACUGUUAAUCAGCUUGCCCUGGCCUCAUAAAUUAUAACUCUGAUCUUGGAAAUAUAAUUUGGAAAUUGUUGCUGUGUCUUGUGAAAAUAACCUCCCCUAAAGUAAUCACUAACUGGUUGUUGUACUUGAUAAUUUGACACUCUGGUAAUAAUGCGAUUAUUUCUCUAUUCCUAAGUAGUAUAAAUAUUUGCAAGUUUGCAUGCAUGAUGGAAAAAUAAUAAUAAAUACACUUCUGUCUCUGUUUUGUUCCUUA